AUGGGCACAGUUGACAGCCCUAUCAAACUGGUAGCCACCUUUGUAGGAUAUAACGGAGCUGGCAAGACCACCCUGCUCUACAAGAUAUUAGACCGCCCUCUUCCUCCCAACUUUGUUCCUAAGGUUCUGCCCUGGGAUGAAGGUCCCCUCUACCUGACCACCCGUACGGAGGACGGCCGUGAAGUACACCUUCACGUGCGGGACACGUGUGUGUUGGACGAGUACGACAGAUUCAGACCUCUGAACUUCCCUCAAACUGACGUGUUUGUGAUCUGUUUCCCGAACACCCUCGAUCUGUUCUGGAGAGACGAGAUAGUCAGGUGCGGGUUUCAGGAAGUCCCAGUGGUACUGCUGAAGACCAAGGUGGACGAGGUUUCCUCUGAUAAUAUGGAGAAGCAGGUGUGUGAGGAGGAUGUGGAGUUGAGUAAAGACAAGGUGGGGUGGCUCUACUCGUUGGAGGUGUCUGUUCAGAACGAGAUGUUGGUAAAGGAGCUGGUAAGUAAGAUAGUGCUAGCUGGACUGAGCCAUCAGAAGACGAAGGUUGAGAGGAAGAAGCGGAGAUGCGUUGUUUUAUGA
This is a messenger RNA of Bolinopsis microptera, 576 nucleotides long. RefSeq lists its product as uncharacterized. Gene Ontology annotation, molecular function: GTPase activity; GTP binding. The record is from RefSeq and is a predicted model, not a curated record. The transcript has 3 exons. NCBI's taxonomy places the organism in Eukaryota, Metazoa, Ctenophora, Tentaculata, Lobata, Bolinopsidae. Gene Ontology annotation, biological process: small GTPase-mediated signal transduction. Bases 1 to 576 code for a protein of 191 amino acids.